Acyrthosiphon pisum (pea aphid) is the source of this 7929-nucleotide messenger RNA. RefSeq names its product protein dopey-1 homolog. The coding region runs from base 127 to 7452 and encodes 2441 amino acids. The transcript has 25 exons. Gene Ontology annotation, biological process: Golgi to endosome transport. Gene Ontology annotation, cellular component: trans-Golgi network; endosome. NCBI's taxonomy places the organism in Eukaryota, Metazoa, Arthropoda, Insecta, Hemiptera, Aphididae. The record is from RefSeq and is a predicted model, not a curated record.
AAUUUGUUGAGUAUAACGAAAUAAAUAACAGCGACGAUGUAGUUAUGUAAUUAUCUAUAACAAGUUAAGACCUUUACCAAGUCGCAAUUGUUUUUUUAUUUACGGAUUGACAAAUUUGCUGUUACCAUGGGAACAAUAGCCACCGAAGAGUUUGAUCUCAUGAAAGAUUCAAAAUAUCGGAUGUAUGUCAAUGCUGUUGAUAAAGCAUUGAAGAGUUUUGAAUACACUAGUGAAUGGGCAGAUUUAAUAUCUGCCUUAGGAAAAUUAAAUAAGGUGCUACUAAGUUAUACGAGAUAUCCAGUAAUACCACGAGGCAUAAAAAUCAGUAAACGUCUAGCACAAUGUAUGCACCAUGCUCUUCCUUCUGGUGUUCACUUGAAAGCUCUUGAAACAUAUGAUAUUAUAUUCAAGUGUAUGGGAACUAAUCGUUUAAGCCAAGACCUUUUUAUUUAUAGUGCAGGUUUAUUUCCUGUAAUGGGUUAUGCUGCUAUGAAUGUUAGACCGGAUCUCUUAAAUAUUUAUGAAAAUCAUUUUGUACCCUUGGGAGAAAGAUUAAUACCAGGAUUAAAUGGUUUUCUAAGCGGAGUAUUACUUGGCUUGGAAGAAGGUUCUGAUUUUUUCGACAGGACAAAUCGUUUAUUAGACAAUGUAUGUGCUGGUGUUGGUGCUCCAAUAUUUUUUAGUCACCUAUGGGAAUGCUUAGCUAAUAAUUUAGCUGUUCGACUUCCUGCUAUUUUGUAUAUACUGUCUCGGUUUGAUCGAAAAUUAUUAAUAGAAAAUCAGAGUCAUAUAAUGGGUACUAACGUUGACACAAUGGUUACUGCCAUAUGUGCAUGUGUACAAGAUUCUAUGGUUUUGGUUCAAAGAAGUGGUUUAGAUUUAUUACAAGUUGGAUUCCCAAUGCAUAGUACACAACUAUCCAAAAGCGAUAUGAUUCGUCUUAUUACAGCAUCUUUAGUAACUAUACUCCGUAGAGAUAUGUCAUUGAAUAGGCGUUUGUAUGCUUGGCUCCUUGGUAAUGAAGUUAAUUUAACAUUAUUAAGUUCAGAUCAUCCUUUAGUAAAAUUAAGAAAAGCAAGAGAAUUAACUACAGUAAAAUAUUUUGAAAUGUAUUCCAGAGACUUACUUGUACAGGCUAUAAAAAUUAAACUUCAUGAAGCAACUGGUUGUAAGCCACAUGACUUACGCCCCUAUAGACUUCUUGUGUCUUUAUUAGAUAAAACUGAAAUUGGUCCUGUAAUUCUAGAUGAUAUUUUGUAUGAAGUUUUUAGACUUCUUUAUUUAUGUUGUCAAAAAGACAACAAAAUUGAUAAAUCAUCUGAAUUGAUAAAGUCAGCAAAUUUAUUAUUUAGUUCCUUGGAGCCUAAAUAUUUAUGGGAAUAUACAGGUAUUAUGUUUUCAAAUGCGUGUCAAUCACUAACCAGGAUAGAUCCAUGUGAAGACACAUCUAGCGUUGUUAAAUCUGUUGGUAGUGGUGACUUAAGCCUUGUUGAAAUAUGCUCUCUGACAGAUUUCCUAUUGGAUGCUAUAUCAUUUGAAACUUUUACUGAAACUCCUAGUGAACAUUUACUCGAAUUAUUCAUCCACAUUGCAAGUACAUUAACAGAUAAUUGUGAUAUGUUGACUUCAGAUCAAGCAAGCACAUCUUUAAUGUUGUUUUUAAAAAUACUGUCUAAAGUUCAACCAACAUUAAUACCACAGACAGAUUUAGGAUAUAGCUCAUUGGAUCAAACUACUGAGCUGCCAAAGAAAGCCACUGAGCCCGGAAAAAUUGUUCAAUUAAAUGUGGAUACGCCUAAAAUAAGUGGUGUGAAAAGAGCUCAGUCUCCAAAACUCAGAACCAUAUCUGACACUUCAAGUGUUCAAUCUGAUUCAACAAUUAUAGCAGAUAACCCAUCAAUCGAUUUACAUUCAGAUACAACUAGUGGAGUAUUUGAUGGUGAUUCUUUGAAUUCAGCUAUUUUGAUGCAAAAUUGUAACCAAAAAGAACAACAAAGCAUUUAUAAAUCUUGUAUUAAACAAUAUGAAAAGUUUUUUGUAACCUUUGUUUAUGGUGUACGAGCAAACAUUGGUGAAACCAAAGGAUUAACAGUUUUGAUGGAUGCCUUAAAAGUAAAAUCACCGCAAGCAACUGCUGAAGAUCGAGCUAGAAAUUUAGAAGAACUUUUAAAAACUGUGCUUAAUUUACAAAAACAAACAUUUGACGAAAAUUAUGAAUAUGAAGGUACUGAUGAAAUAUCCCCUAUGACUAUUCUCAAUAAUAAACGCAGUGCUGGGCUUGAAUGGACAAAACCUGUUAUGUUAGCUUGUAGAGUAUUAGUAGACAUAUCAACAUUUCAAGCAAUUCCAUUGUCUGAUUCAAUGGCAUCAUUAGUAUCAUCAAUUGAUAUAAAAGACUUAAAUAAUGAUGUUCUACCAGAAUGGUUAAAAUUAAUUAUUGUAUGUUGUUGUUGGUUGGGAAAUACUGCCCCUUCUCUACAACUUGUUACUAUUGGAACUUUAGUGGAUAUAGUUGCACUCUGUCGAAGCUCACAAUUGCAUAGCAAAUCUAACGAAUCAAGAAAUGGUGUUGUGUCACUAGUCCUGUUACCACUAUUGAAACCUUUUCAAUUAUAUUAUAUUGAAUACCAUACAAAUGUUUUUCACGUUAUUGCACAUUGGCUUUGGUUUCAUUUGGCUAAUCCAUUAUAUCAAGUGCGCUGUGUUGAACUACUUUAUUUAUUGCAGAGCUCUUUGCAUUCAAGUGAUAUUGUAGAAAAUUGUAUUGGAGAAGAAUUAACAUCAAGAAAAGCAUCUGAAUUUCAUAAGUUAAAUGCAUUCAGAAAAUUUUCACUCUUAUGGCAUGUAGGCCGAGAACUUGCCGCAAAUUCUCAAAAUGUUGGAGACAUGUUUUACAAGUCAAUGUUGAAAACAUUAGAUAAUUUAGAACUCGGAGAAAGAAAUGCAAUAAAAGUAGAAGCAGAAGGAUGGCUUCUACACUCUUUAUUAAGAGGUGAUAUUAGCAGAUUAAUAGAUCCUCUUAUACUAUUACUACUUGAUCCGUGUACAUCAAGAUUAAGUGUUCUCCAUGCCAAAGUUAGUCCGACACAAAAUAAUGACGCACAUGAUUAUUCUGAAACUUCUUUAAAUGAUCCAUCUGCCAAAAUUUAUGCUAUUAGUUCAGUUGAUGGAAAUGUAAUGUAUCAUGUGGCAGACAAGUGUAAGCAAGCACCAAAAAUUGCCCCUAGCCGCAGUAAACGUGUCUUUGCUAUUACAACAUUAGCUGAACAAGAUUCUUCAAACCUAUUUAGCCGUUAUGUUACUGUAAAAAAAUGUCAAAUGAUGACUCGAUAUGAACCAUCUUUAGCAGAAAUGUCUGAAUCUCAUCAUAAAAACAUGUCUUUACUUCAAAAUAUUUCUGUUUUUGUCAAUCCAUUUUCUGUUGAUCCUAACGUUACUAAUAACAAUGAAUUUGAUGAAGAUUAUUCUGAAGAAAAGAAAGAAAGUUCUCAGUACUCCAUGGAUAUGUUGAAUAAAAUUAAACGAUUUAAAUCAAAUGUGCAAAACACAGUACGUCGUUCUCCUAAGAGAAAACCAGAAAGUAAACAUAUUCAAAAAUCUGUACAAAGAACUGGAUCAUAUUCAUCCCUUGAUUCUAUAAAAACUAACCCAGUUAUGAAUUCUACAACAAUGAUGUCAUCAAUUGAUUUGUUACACCUAUCAUCCAUAUCAGACACAAUAUUUGCUCGAGUUACUGAUGGCGAGACAUACCGUAACAAUAUACGAACAUCUGCUUCUGCAACUGAUAUGAAUGGCCAUUUUACGGAAAACGAGACUGAUUUAGUUCGGAGCUAUUCAUUUUGUGGAAAUGAACAAAUCAAAAUUGAUACAGAUGAGUCAACACCUGCUGAUGAAUAUUUCGACCCUUCGAAGUCUGAAGAAACGUCUGUCGUACGAGAAGUUCUUAAUAGUGUGCUAGAUGCUGUAGUAGAUGAAACAGUUGUACCUUUAAAUGAUGAAGAAGAUGACGAUGAUUUGACUGAAGUAUCUGAAUCAAUCAAAGAAGAUAUUUCUAUGGCUCCACCUGAGUAUAACAUGGAUGGUAAUGUAAGAAAUAUACACUCUCAUCUUCUGUUAUAUUGUGGAGUAUAUGAUGUCCAGCGAACAUUGUAUGCUUUCUGUACAUUAACAAACAUGUUAAAAACAAAUGCUCGUGCGCUUUUAUGCGCUGCUGCUACUACUUCUGUUCCUGUAAAAUCUCAGAUACUAAAGUUACUUUCUAGACACAGAAAAUCCAUGUUUGGUAGAGGAUUUCAUGGAGAAAUUGAUAUGACUGGAAUACCAUAUAAUCGAGGCAGUAGCAUGUAUUUAGAAUUACUCAUAUCCAUUUGUCUUUAUUAUAUACGAAGUUACUAUCCAAAUUUAGGACAAUCUAAAAUCACCCAAGAGGAUAUUGCUGGUAAUCGUCAAGUGCAAAUGUCCAGUGUAGAACUGCUAAGUCUUAUUUGUUGGGAAUUAAGCGGUAUCGUAAGAGAUAGUGGACGAGGUUUAGCGUGUUAUUUAGCUGAAUUACUUGCAAGAUGUAAAGCACAAAAAGUUGCAUUACACUGUUUGUUAAGUAGUGUACUUGAAAAUUCUGGUCCUGAAUGUAAAGCUACCAGUUUCACUGCAGAAAUAUUGUCUUUUAAUAAUCAUGAUCCUACAGAUCAGGGAUCUGUUGAAGGUAGAAUGAAUCGUGAAUCUGAGGCAUUCCAAGCUCUAUUAUUAAGACUAUUGCUAUCACUAAUUAUAUUAGAACAUGAAGUUGAUAAUAGCCGUCAUCGUGGUAACAAUGUGGUAAAUGAUUCCUAUGCAGAUUUAGCUGCUGAUAAUGUAGAAGGCACUGACGUUCGUUACUUAUCUGGCAGACCAAUUCCAUUGCAACCAAUGUUUGUUACUGCCUUAGUUGCAGCCUUACAUCCAUCUGCUCGAAUGAGACAUUCCCAUAUUAACUGGACAUCGCUUGUAACAUCUUCAUUACCAUAUCUUGGACCAGCCUUGGUGAAUGUUGUCUCUGUGACUGUACGACAGUUAUGUGCUAAUAUUGAAACAUUAGCAGAAGUUUAUGCUGAUAACACCAAAAAUGUUAAUUUGAGAUUACCAGCAGAUUAUGCAAUAACACAAUUGGAAGCUCUUACUGUCUUAUGUCAUUUUUGCCUCCUUGAUACUGGUCAGCCAUUUAACCAUCCUUUAGAUCAUAAUUCUACGGCAAAUUCAAAUACUCCAGCACAGCUGUUCAAUAAUCUUGUCCAUGUCUUUAUUCCAUCUCCUCUUUUAGCUCUCCAAGAUCAAUCAUCUAAUGAUGAAACUGAACCACAGUUAGGAGCAAGGAGAUCUUUAUUGGCAAUUUUGCCAAGAAUUGUAGCCAGCGUUUCUUUAUUAUGGAAAGCACUUUGUACUGGAAAACAAAGUGAAAAUAAUGUGGCUGGAUGUCCAAGGUUAGUUAAAGGCCAACUUUUAGAUUUAUUAAGUCCUAUAGCUGAACAUCAUGGCAAUAGCUUUCUAACCGCGUUUUCAAUUGUAUGGAAAGAGAGACGAUCGCGUGCAUCUGUAUUAUCAUCAACUAUUGUACCUGAAGCUACAGAAAUGCAACAAGUUUUAGUACAAUUAUUAAGUUCCAUAAAGUCGAUGCCAUUGGAUUCAUUAAUACAAACUAUUCACCAAGUUGUCAAACAACCAUCAUUAAGUCAAGCUGGCCAACAAGAUACACAAAUUAGUAUUGAAGUGAGUGUAUUGGAAUUAUUUGUUCAUUACGUACAGCUUGCUCCUGGUCAUUACUUAGCAGAAACAUGGCAAUCACUUCUUGGAUUACUCAAAGAAGGAAUAACAUUAUCACCUCCUUCACAGUUUAUGUUGUUAUCAGUAUUAAGUCAGUUUGUACAUAGAGCUCCUGCACCAUUAGCUGAUCGUAAAGAUCAAAAAGAUCUCCAAGAUAUUACAGCUAAGAUGGUUGAAAGCUGUUCUCAAAUAGCUGGAGCUUGUUUGGAACAGAGUUCAUGGCUAAGAAGAAAUGUGUCUGUAAGAGAAGAUGAAUUAUCUGCAGCAAAUUCUAUUACCGAAAAAGAUAUAGAAAAGGUUGGAAGUGGUAGUGGAAGCAAUGCUCAGUACAGUAUACCAGCCCAAAAUGUGCUAGCCCAACUUCUUGCACCAUUGUUAGACAUAACAUUUGGUAAUCAAGAAAAAGAAAGAGUAUGUACAAUACUCACAAUGAUCAUGUAUAAUGUAACACCUUAUUUGAAAAACCAUACUAAUAAAAAUAUGCCAAGUUUUCAUGCGUGUUCUCAAAUCUUGGCUAGCAUUAGUACGUAUCAAUAUACACGAAAGGCUUGGAAAAAAGAUGCAAUGGAACUUUUACUUGAUCCAACGCUAUUCCAAAUGGACGAUCGCAGUAUUCAGUAUUGGAAAAUUAUAAUUGAUAAUUUAAUGUCUCAAGACACAACAACUUUUAGAGAUUUUAUGGGUCGAAUUAAUAUGAACCAAGCAAACACCUUAAAUUUAUUUUCAAAUCGAGAACAAGAAUGUGAGCAAAGAGCCCAAUUAUUAAAAAGACUUGCAUUUGUUUUAUUAUGUAGUGAGAAAGACCAGUUUCAUAAACAUGUUCCUGAAAUUCAAGAAAGACUAGUUGACACUCUUCGUAUGCCUCAAUCUGGACCCGGUAUUCACGCGCAAGUGUUCCUAUGCUUCAGGGUUUUACUUUUACGUAUGUCUGGUCAUCACAUAACUUCUAUGUGGCCAAUUAUAGUUAGUGAAAUGGUUCAAGUUAUGAUUCAUAUUGAACAUAAUUUAAGUGCAGAUUCAGAAGAGUUCAGGCGAAAUACCAGUAGUGAAGAAAUUAAUAUGGCUGAUACCACUCUUAAAUCAAAUUCAUCGUCAAGACGAAGAAAAAAAUGGAAUCACCGAAACAAGUAUACCUUGCAACCUGAGAAACAGAGUUCAUCAAACUCUAGAAAAUCUACUGUCAUUGAAAAUUCACAUAUACGACUGCUUUCGGGACUUGAUUGGACAUGGGUAGUUAACAGCAACAACGGUCUUAAUGCCAGUAGUAAUCCACAAUGGUUGCAACUUCAGCUAGCCGCAGUUAAACUUCUUAGUGUUGCCAUUCAACUUCCUGCUGAUAUUCUACCUCAAUUUCAAAUGUACAAGUGGGCUUUUGUUGGACGACCUGAACUAUCACAAAAUGAACAGAACCCAGUAGAAUUUGUCCCCCAUGUUUUAAGGAUAGCAAAGAUAAUGGAUUCAAAAUAUGGGAGUCCAAUAGAAGCAUACCCAGAUACCUUGUUGCCAACUGGUUCAACAGCUCGCUCAUUGCAAGACCUUCAUCCAUUUUUUUCUGCUCUAAGCACUGGCGAGCCACACCCAUCCCUAGACAGUUCCAUUAGUCAACUAGAGCAAGAGCUUGAGUUGGAUUUCCUAGAGCCGAUACCGUCCAGAUAGGCUGAUGUUAGUCUGCCUGAAUUCACCGUACCUACGACAAGCUGUGAUGUUGUACAUGUAAAUAAAAUUAAAUUAUUAUAAAAAAAAUUAAUAUUGUUAUUUUUGCAAUGAUCGUUUUAAUGUGAAAAAAUAUUAUUAUUAUUAUUAUUAUUAUUAUUAUUAUUAUUAUUAUGGUUUUUCUGAUUGUUAAAGUUUUGUUUCUUUUUUUUAUUUAAGUUGGUGAUACGAUCAUUCCGUUCUAAUUAGUAAGAGAACACACAUUUUAAAACUGCAAACUCCUAACAUUGUAAUUUUCUUUUUGCAACUACUUAAGUACAUUUAUUGUAGCAAAAAAAAAAACACUUGCUUUGAGCACAUAAAACAUUAACUUAUUAAAUUCUAUGUUACCUGUUAUCGUUGUUAAGUUUGUCGUAUAAUAGGACCUCGAGCAAUAUUGUAUGUAUAAUGAUGCAAUAUAAUAUAAUUAAGUUGAUAUAA